Molecule: messenger RNA, 2284 nt
Organism: Equus quagga
Lineage: Eukaryota; Metazoa; Chordata; Mammalia; Perissodactyla; Equidae
Product: cationic amino acid transporter 4-like
Exons: 5
Coding region: 143-1996 (617 amino acids)
Biological process (GO): amino acid transport; transmembrane transport
Cellular component (GO): plasma membrane
Molecular function (GO): amino acid transmembrane transporter activity
Source: RefSeq, a predicted model, not a curated record
UGCUUUGUAACUCCCGUGCUUUGUGUGCCCCGACUGUGUCACUGGGCUGCAGUGGUUGCAGGAUGGCAUCCGGCAUCUUUGAUCCAUUUUGAGUUUAUUUUCGUGCCGGCAGCUGACUUGGUGCUCAUCUCAGCUGCCCACCAUGGCCCGGGGGCUGCCCAGCACCGCCAGCCUGGCACGCUUCUGCCAGAAACUGAACCGGGUGAAGACACUAGAGGAGCCCACCACGGAGACGUCACUGAGGCGCCACCUUACUACACUGGACCUGACCCUUCAAGGUGUGGGUGGUAUGGUUGGCUUAGGCCUCUACAUCCUCACAGGCACUGUGGCCAAGUGGAUGGCUGGCCCUGCAGUGCUUGUGUCCUUCAGCGUGGCUGCCGUGGCCUCCCUGCUCACAGCCCUAUGCUAUGCAGAGUUUGUAGUGCGUGUGCCCUGCAGGGGCUCUUCCUACCUGUUCACCUAUGUGUUCACGGGCGAGCUGUGGGCCUUCCUCGUUGGCUGGAUCGUGCUCAUCCAGUGGCUCAUUGGUGUAGCUGCCAUGGCCCGCGUCUGGAGCAGCUACCUGGACGUCAUCUUUAGCCACCGCAUCCGCAGCUUCACCGAGGCCCAUGUGGGCAUCUGGCAGGUGCCCUUUCUGGCCCGGUACCCAGACUUCUUGGCUGCUGGCAUCAUACUUUUGUUCUUGGCUUUCGUCUCCUGUGGAGGUCGUGUCUCUUCCUGGGUCAACCACAUCUUCUCUGCCAUCAGUCUCAUCGUCAUCCUCUUCAUCAUCAUCCUGGGGUUUGUCCUGGCCCACCCACACAACUGGAGUGGUGAGGAGGGCGGCUUUGCACCCUUCGGCUUCUCCGGCAUCAUGAGUGGCGCCGCCACCUGCUUCUAUGCCUUUGCAGGCUUUGGUGCCAUUGCUGCCUCCAGUGUUGAGGCCCGGAACCCAAAGCGAACAGUGCCUAUGGCCCUUGCCAUCUCAGUUGGUGUAGUGGCUGGCGCCUACAUCCUCGUCUCCACAGUCCUCACCCUCAUGGUGCCCUGGCACAACCUGGACCCUGACUCAGCACUCGCUGAUGCCUUCCAUCAGCAGGGCCAUAGCUGGGCAGCCUUCAUCGUGGUGGCUGGUGCAAUCUGUGCCAUAAUCACUCUCCUGCUCAACAUCCUCUUGUUCGUGCCACGCAUGGUCUGUGCCAUGUCUGCCGAUGGGCUCUUCUUCCAGGUUUUUGCCCGCGUGCACCCCCGGACUCAAGUGCCUGUGGUGGGCAUCCUGGUAUUUGGGGUCCUCAUGGCUUUCCUGGCACUGCUGCUGGACCUCGAGGCACUGGUCCAGUUCCUGUCCAUCGGAAUAAUGCUGGAACUCACUGUCCUGACCACCAGCAUUAUCAUUCUACGCUUCCGAAAGUCCCCUCCAUCCAGUUCUCAGGGCCCAGGCAGCCCUGUGGGCACUGAGCAGGCCUCAGCCCCUGAGCCUGGGCAGCUGCGAGCAGCCAUGAGGCCCUACCUCCGCUUCCUGGGUGGGUGCAGACCUGGAGCCACCGUGGCUUGGUCCCUCGGUGUCCUGGUGGCCUCGGCCAUCACCCUGGACUGCAUGCUGGUCUUCGGGGACUCGGCCCUGCACCUCCCGCCCUGGGGCUACACCCUGCUGCUCCUGCUCAGCUCUGCCACGUUUCUGCUCAGUCUCCUCAUCCUGGGGGCCCACCAGCAGCAGCGCCGGCAGGACACCUUUCAGGUUCCCAUGGUGCCCCUGACCCCUGCCCUGAGCAUCCUCCUCAACAUCUUCCUCAUGCUGCACCUGAGCUACGUGACCUGGCUGGGCUUCUCCAUCUGGUUGUUGAUCGGACUCGUGGUAUAUUUUGGCUACGGCAUCAGGCACAGCAAGGAGAACCAGCAGGAGCGGCCCAGGUUGAUGGCCACACACAGCAGCCUGAAGAUGGUGCCAGCCCUGCAGCCCCCCAGCCAGGCACCGGCCCAAAAGCCGGGCCACAUGGAGGAGCCAACCAGUCCAUGAGGACCACUCGGGCUUCUCUGCCCUCCCCCACCUUCUCAGGAGGCCAAAAGAACUGGCAGUCCCUCUAUCUGGGGCAGCUCGGGUUUUCACACCUUGCCAUGCCGGGGGGUCCUCAGAACAUCAGCCCAGGUGCUGAGCUUUGAGCCUGUGGGAGUGGGCCAUGGCCACUGCUGGUGUGGUGGACUCUGCCCAGCGCCAUCCAGUUUAUGACCAAGUCCAGCUACCUGGGCAGGUGGAGUAGGGCGGGCAGGGAAGAGGCCUGAGCCCCAGGGACCCACAAUAAUAACA